AUGCCCAAGAAGCUCGCCAAGUCCUCCACCUUCUCCACGAUAGCCUCCUCCGCCUCCGACCUGUCUACAGCCUCGACCAUCCCCAACCUCCCCUCGAUCCUCACCGACGGCGGCCCUCUGCCCAAGCUCUUCGUCUUCGACCUCGACUACACCCUGUGGCCCUUCUGGGUCGACACGCACGUGAGCGGCAGCAGCCUCAAGCCCGUGCCGGGGUCCAACAACACCGCAGUCGCAGACAAGGUGGGCGAGCACUACUCCUUCUACGGCGAGGUCCCCUCGGUCCUGUACGCCCUGCCGCAGCUGGGCAUCCGCGUCGGCGUCGCGAGCCGCACCUGCGCGCCCGACCUGGCCCGCGAGAUGCUCAAGCUGCUGUACGUGCACCCGCCGCCGCCGCCACCGCAGGAUGAGGGCAGUGGCAAGAAGAAGUCCUCGGCUGGCAAGACCCGCAAGGCCAUUGACCUCUUCGACGCUGGACUUGAGAUCUACCCCAGCUCCAAGCUACGCCAUAUGGAGGCUCUGCACAAGCGCACUGGUCUUCCGUACGAGGAGUUCCUCUUCUUCGACGACGAGAGCCGCAACCGUGAUACCGAGAGCUUGGGCGUGACUAUGUGCCUUGUGCGCGACGGCGUCACAUGGGCUGAGGUUGCGAGGGGUGUCGCCGAGUGGCGCCGCCGGAGGGCAGCCUCGGCGGAUGGUCAGGCUGAGUGA
Diaporthe amygdali is the source of this 708-nucleotide messenger RNA. RefSeq lists its product as uncharacterized. Lineage: Eukaryota; Fungi; Ascomycota; Sordariomycetes; Diaporthales; Diaporthaceae. The transcript has a single exon. The record is from RefSeq and is a predicted model, not a curated record. Gene Ontology annotation, molecular function: acid phosphatase activity. Bases 1 to 708 code for a protein of 235 amino acids.